Pundamilia nyererei is the source of this 2973-nucleotide messenger RNA. It is a transcript of the gene cdk17, whose product is annotated as cyclin dependent kinase 17. The transcript is spliced from 17 exons. NCBI's taxonomy places the organism in Eukaryota, Metazoa, Chordata, Actinopteri, Cichliformes, Cichlidae. Gene Ontology annotation, cellular component: nucleus; cytoplasm. Gene Ontology annotation, molecular function: cyclin-dependent protein serine/threonine kinase activity; ATP binding. The record is from RefSeq and is a predicted model, not a curated record. Bases 322 to 1905 code for a protein of 527 amino acids. Gene Ontology annotation, biological process: protein phosphorylation.
UACAUGCUCGCACCCCUCCCGUCUCCGCACUCGACAUCCUCCAGCCUCUUUAAACUGUCUCCGCUGCCGAAACAGAACGACUUUUUCGGGUUUCGGUCUGUGUCUGUUCGCCCGCACACUCGCACACCUUUCUGCUUGUUUCGGAGGAUAUUUCUUUCUCUGGCGGAGCGUGUGGAGCACAAACCGAGCACAGACGGAGCUGUGUUUCAGGCUACUUCAGUGGGCGGGUAAAGCGGAGGAGGGCAUCCGGGCCUGGCAGCUCCGGAGGGUCGGCUUGAAAACGACGGAAUUCACCAUUUUCAGGCCGCACAUUGCCCUGUUAUGGAAAAGAUGAAGAGGAUUAAGAAGCGUCUGUCAUUAACACUCCGCCCCAGUCAGACCAUCGACGAGUCUCUGUCAGAACUGGCUGAGCAAAUGACCAUUGAAGAUGGUGGCACCAAGGACAACGAGCCCUUCAUGAGGAAUGGCCGCCCACCCACCUCCCACAGCAUGCACUCCUUUCUGCACCAGUACACCGGUUCCUUCAAGAAGCCGCCCCUGCGCCGGCCACACAGCGUCAUCGGAGGCACUCUGGGAUCUUUCAUGGUGAUGCCGCGCCAUGGCAGCCGCCUGGAUAUUGUCCACGAAAAUCUGAAGAUGGGAUCUGACGGGGAGAGCGAUCAGGCAUCAGGAACGUCUUCAGACGAGGUCCAGUCUCCGACGGGCGUCUGUCUGAGGAACAGGGUCCACCGGCGAAUCUCCAUGGAGGACCUCAACAAGCGCCUGUCUCUGCCUGCUGACAUCCGAAUCCCUGACGGCUACCUGGAGAAGUUGCAGCUUAGCAGCCCACCCUUCGACCAACCGCUCAGCCGACGUUCGCGCCGAGCCUCGCUGUCAGAGAUUGGUUUUGGAAAGUUGGAGACGUACAUUAAACUGGACAAGCUGGGAGAGGGAACUUACGCCACAGUGUUUAAAGGACGCAGUAAACUGACUGACAACCUGGUGGCGCUGAAGGAGAUCCGGCUGGAGCAUGAGGAAGGAGCCCCGUGCACAGCCAUCAGAGAAGUGUCAUUAUUGAAGGACCUGAAACACGCCAACAUUGUGACGCUACAUGACAUCGUUCACACUGACAAGAGCCUCACACUCGUCUUUGAGUACCUGGACAAAGACCUGAAGCAGUACAUGGACGACUGUGGAAACAUAAUGAGUAUGCAUAAUGUGAAGAUCUUCCUGUUCCAGAUAUUGCGAGGGCUGUCAUACUGUCACAAAAGGAAAGUUCUCCACAGGGACCUGAAGCCACAGAACCUCCUCAUCAAUGAGAGAGGAGAACUUAAACUGGCUGAUUUUGGUUUGGCCAGGGCCAAGUCUGUUCCAACUAAAACCUAUUCCAACGAGGUGGUGACUCUUUGGUACCGACCUCCUGAUGUUCUGCUGGGAUCCUCUGAGUACUCAACCCAGAUCGAUAUGUGGGGUGUUGGAUGUAUAUUCUAUGAGAUGGCUGCAGGUCGGCCUCUGUUCCCCGGCUCCACCGUUGAAGACGAGCUCCACCUCAUCUUCAGGCUACUGGGAACACCUACAGAGGAGAACUGGCCAGGAAUCUCUUCUAUCGAAGAGUUUAAAUCCUACAGCUUCCCCAAAUACAAACCCCAGCCAAUCAUCAAUCAUGCCCCCAGGUUAGACAGUGAAGGCAUCGAGCUGCUGCUGUCAUUCCUCAGAUACGAAUCCAAGAAGAGAAUUUCAGCUGAUGAGGCAAUGAAGCAUUCCUAUUUCAGGCAGCUUGGGAUGAGAGUCCACACACUGCCUGAGAGUGUAUCAAUAUUCACAUUGAAAGAAGUGCAGCUGCAGAGAGACCCAGGCUACAGGAACUCCUCGUAUCCAGAGUCAGGUAACAGCAAGAUCAACAGGAGGCAAAGCAUGCUGUUCUAGUGUUUCAUGAAGAAGACGCCCCACUUCAUCUACACCUCCCAGCAGCCUCUUGCAUGAGCCCACCACCCCUCGGAGUGACACCCACACCACCCAUUUAACUACACACACGCGCACGCAAACACUCAAUCUGAGCGAGUGACUCUGAGUUGAAUCUAUUUGGUGACUGUUUAUUUAUUGGGGGCGGGGGGGGAUGGGUGAGGUUGAACUUUUUUUUGCUGCUAAACUACUACUGUCUGUAUUUAACACAGUGUGUGUCUGCGCGAAGGCGCGCGUGUGUGUGUGUGUGUGUGUGUUUGCACAAUGUGAACUCGGGAUGCCAUGCACAGUUGAGCAGUCAGUAAGGUUACUAUUGUUCUCCUGACAACGAUCCUCCGGCUUCUCAUGAGUCAACUGAUGUUGAUGUCGAUGCUGUGGCCCAAGUUGUUGUUCUUGUUGUCGUCGUCCUUGGAGAUCGAAAGCUUCUUUUGUAAAAUAUGUAUAUCUCUAUAUACAUAUAUAUUUGGAGAUUAUGUUUUGUUUUUCUUCGAGCUUCCGUGACUGAACUCUACAACAUUUCCAGAAACACUAGAUGGUGUUGGUUGUCAUUUCUCCAAAAACAUUUAGGAUGGACUUGCAGAAGACCCGCUGCCCUCUGGGGUUAAACUGAAAAUCAGAGAGUGUGACUAUGACUGACAGCUGAAAGAAGCACACGCAGAGCUACAUGGUCUACAUGUGAACAUCCACCCCUUGCUUCUUUUUGACCACUGUUGCUCACCAACGGGACCAAAACUGAGGUGUGACGGGAGGGGAGGCAAGCAGAUGAAAGAAGAGGAAUACUGGAGCUGAAAAGGAAGUCAUGUGACUCCCACAGGAAGCCAGCAAGCCUUCCUUAAAACCUCUCACAGAGCUGCCAGGAUUUCAAUGCUUUGUUUCCUUUGUUUUCUUUUGUGUGUGUUUUUUUUUUUUUGUUUUUUUUUUAAAUAUAAAUGCAAACUACACUUUCUUGCUUUGUGUACAUUCGGAGAUGUCACUGCAGUAAUUCUUUGUGUUUAACUUGCACUUCAUGUGUGUGCGUGUAUUUUGUUUUUG